This is a messenger RNA of Cydia strobilella, 5539 nucleotides long. RefSeq lists its product as uncharacterized. Gene Ontology annotation, molecular function: glycerophosphodiester phosphodiesterase activity; sodium channel activity. Lineage: Eukaryota; Metazoa; Arthropoda; Insecta; Lepidoptera; Tortricidae. The transcript has 17 exons. The coding region runs from base 1 to 2010 and encodes 669 amino acids. Gene Ontology annotation, biological process: phospholipid metabolic process; ethanolamine metabolic process; sodium ion transport. Gene Ontology annotation, cellular component: plasma membrane. The record is from RefSeq and is a predicted model, not a curated record.
AUGGCGUCCAUAUUCUCUGCUAGAACGUAUGUGAAGUUCUGUCAAGAGACAACGUUACAUGGCCUGAAGCAUACUGUUUCCGAGCAAUUUCACUGGGUGGAGAGGCUGCUAUGGUUCAUCGUGACGUGCGCAGCGUUCCUCGGUGCGGUGUACUGCGCGCUUCGGCAGCUGUCAAGAUACAACUCGGAGCCGGUGGUGGUGUCCCUGAGACGUGAUUAUCGCAGCUGGUGGACGGUAUUUCCGGCUGUCACAGCCUGCUUUCUGGAUCGAGUGCAGCGGGCGAAGGCGCAGGAUACGAUAGAAAUGUUGUGGAAUGUGACGAAAGAGUCAGACCCGCACCGCUACCAGUAUUAUCUGGGCUUCAUCGAGCUGGUCUCUGACGUGUCCUUCCGCACCAACUUGCAGAACUUCUGGAAAUAUCAGACCGACGAUUCAGUGAAGGGAGUGGACCUGCUGCAAUUAGCGCUGGACGUACACCCCACCUUCCCACUCAGGGUUAUGGUUUCCAAGCAGGAUAAGGAAGUCCAAUGGGUCCCCGUAAUGACCGAAAUGGGCAUGUGCAUGACCUUUAACUCGGAGUACGCGGUGUACCAGUUCCUCCUUCCCAAUGUGGACUGGUCUGUAGACCAGAUGCUCAAGUGUCACUACUUGAGCGGGCAGUGCUUCGUGAGGGUGGACUCUAUGAACAACGCUAUAAAGUAUUUUGUCCAUUCCCCAUUUGACAUACCCAACGCUCUGUCGAACCCUACCGGAGAAGUUAUGCCUGGUGAAGAAUUGGUCAUGGAUUUCAAGACCGUGGAAAUCCAAGCAGCUUCAGGAGUGAAGAAUCUCCGGCCGGAGCAGCGACGUUGUCGGUACCCGGACGAGUGGAUCAGCGACUCCAUCCGGGCAUACAGCUUCGGGCUUUGCCAGAUGCACUGCAGAAGCCGCAUGGCGAUCAUGUUUUGCGGAUGUCGACCGUUUUUCCAUAUUAAAGGAGUUUUACCGUUCGGACUGGACGUUGGUCUGCUCGGCAUAGGCGCGUACUAUUGUACGCGUUUAAAGAAGCCAGACCCUGUGAAUGUUAUGAGUAUAUUCGGUCCAGAACUUGGGUCUAAAGAGGCUGAAGCCAAUCCCGACCAAGUGGUGCAGUGCAUAGCUCAUAGAGGCGCAGGUUUGGACGCGCCAGAAAACACUUUGGAGGCAUUCAAAUAUUGUGUAGAACGAGAAUGCAACUUUGUGGAACUGGACGUCCGGACUCUGAAGGACGGGCAGCUGGUGCUGCUGCACGACCAGGGGCUGCAGCGGCUCUCCGAGUCCAGCAUCACGGACGUGACCACGCUCAGCUGGGAGGAUAUUAAGGAUAUCGAUGUUGGUGUCACACAUCCUAACCGGCAACGCUAUAAAGAAGUAAAACUGUGCUUGCUGGACGCGGCGCUGGACUACUUGCUGGAGCAGCGUGUACGCUGCAUCAUAGACGUGAAGGGCGACAACAAGGAGGUUGUAAAUGGCAUCAUUAAGACGUUCGAGACUCGGCCCGCGCUUUACAAGUCCGCUGCUGUCACUUGCUUCAAUCCUGCUACGCUUUAUCAGAUAAGGAAAAGGGACCCGAAGAUAGUAGGAGCCAUCAGCUACCGGCCAUACUGCUUUAGUGCGCAAGAUUUUGAUGCGGAACACGGCCCGACUAAUCCCAGAUUCGGCGACAACCUUCCCGUGCACGUAAUGCUCCGCUUCCUGGACCUGCUGCACUCACUGUUGUGGCGCUGGACGGCGCGCUGGUGUGGCGUCAGCGCAGUACUGCUACAUAAGGACACCGUCAGCCUAUGCGAAGUUCGCUACUGGCGUACGCUCGGCGUACGCCUGGCGGGCUGGAGCGUAAACCGGCCAGUCGAGAAGCUGUACUGGCGUUGCGUGCUCCGCGCGCCUUAUCUCGCCAAUACGCUCGCAGGCGAACGAGAAAGAGAGAAAGAACCACAGGUCGACACACAGAGCGCGGUGAAGACACAAAAGCAAGAUAAGGAAUUGGCCUAGAUUAACCGACGUGAUUAUUUUUGACAUAAUGUUAGAUGGGGUAAGCUAAAACGUUGGGACAAGAGAAACACUUAUAAAUAAUCCUCAUACUGUUUAUCUUGCCCUGAGCAGGGGGGUGUCACUACGCAGUUUAGGUACAUUUGGCCGGCGCGCCUCCCGGGCAGGCGUAUGGCAAUGGGCUGCCGCUCGACUCGCGCAAAAUUGAAAAUACAUAAUGCCUUCGAAACCUAAAUCUAUAGAUAUUGUUCUGUUUACGGAUGUCUGAAUAAACGGAAGAACAAGGAAGCAGAAAUAACUUUUUUUUUAAUUCCGGACUAUAUUGACCGACAUAUUUUCAAAGGAAUAAGUACUUCUGUGGCAUAACUACCUCCGUGAGAAAAAACUAUGUUUACAGAGUCAACGUUUGUAAUUCCUACAUGUUUAUCUUAAAAAUAAUAAAUCAGUAGGUAUAGGUACAAAAACUUGUCAAGUGACAACCCCGUGCCGACACUCGCAACUCGGUCAUAAAACUGCGGCGCGCAAAGAAGAUUCACGGUUCGUGCGCGGUUAUAAGUUUCAAUUUUGCUUGCAGGCGGCGAGUGUAGGUAUAAUUUUAUACCUAAAUCUGACUUUUGUAAAGGAGUGAAAUUUCUGUACGGUAGUACUAUUAGUUAUUCUGUGCCCUGAGCAAAAUAAACUAUGCUUCUCUUACCCCACAUAACUUAAUAUUUUUUUACUGAGGUACAGUCGCGUUUAGGAUAUAUCGGAGCGGCCAUGGUGUUCACAAUACCUGAACACGCACUAUCGCCUUGACAAUGAGGGCUAUCGUUUUCGUGCUCACCAGUUGGCGCCACUGUAGAUGUAGGUCCAGAAAAACAGAUCUCAAAAUUCUUCUAUGCUUAUUUUUAUAAAAUCAAUACGUUUAAAUAUACACAAAAGUAUUUUAACGUCUAAAUGUGCCAUUUUUUCAUCCUGUUUAAUUUUGCAUAUAUUAUAGUUGGCACUUGUAGUGGUUUUUAAACCAAUAACAUUUAUUGAGCUAUAUCUAUUGUUUACCAUGAUUACACAAAAAUGGACCAAGAUUUACCACAAUUAUGAAUAAGGAGUGAAAAUUCCCGAUAAAAAAGCUUGAAACCCCCAAAGCUUCUAUGCAUCUGACUUUGAAAGACCUCCAUCUACACUAGCGCCCCUAGCGGCGAAAUUAAACGCAGUAGCCCUCAUAGAGGCGUGUUCAGAUAUUUGUGAGCGCCUUGGCCGCUCCGAUAUGUCUGAUGGCGACUGUAGAGUUAAAUAAUUUAAUUUUCUACCGAUUUUGUACUUUGUCACAGUGACAAUAGUAUGAGGUAUCUAGCGACUUUCAUAUUGAUUGUUACUGUGACAAGGUAUUAAAUGGGUCGGAAACUAAAUUUUUUCCUAAUGAAAAUUAAAGUAUUCUUUAAUAGACAAUUAUUUUGUUAAAAUAAUAAAAGGCACCUACGCUUUUAUAUGCACAUAUUUAAAAUAAUGAAUAUACCGAUUUUAACCGUUAUUGUGAUGGCGCCAAAUAUACGUUUGCAAACGAAAUUAUAUUUUUUUAAUUAAUAACUUUAAUACCAAUAAUACGAGUUAAUUGUAUUCGAAAGCAGUAUUAUUGGGAAAAUACUAUUAAUUUUAACGCCACGGCGCCAUGAUUUUGUAGGAUUAUUAAUUAUUUCAAUUUUUUAAUUUCACUUUCCAUCAGGUGUGACUAGGGCCAAUCGCCGAUCAGUUCAUAAUAAAAAAAAUAAAAAAAAGAUACAUUAGAAACCUCACAAUUUCAGAACAACUAGUGAUACUCAGUUAAUAAUAAAUUAUUAUUUUUAAUUGUAAAAUAAAUAAUUUAUUAAAAAAAUAACAAUACAUUUGUUAAAAACGAACAUCUAUAAAAUAAAACUAAAUUAAAACUAAAAACUAAAACUAAAUAAAACUAAAAUAUAUCUUGAAAAUGUGGCCCCUUUGGCAUGGUGCCGAGGAUGCUGGCAGCAUUUCCCCGCUGUAUUGCGAUGCUAAUACGUUGCGCGAGAACACUGCCAGCUCUUAUUUUUAAUUAUUUAUUUAAUUUACGUACAUAAUACCAAAUGGACUAAAUAGCAAUAUUAUUAUAGCUUUAUACAAAUUAAUAUAUAAAAUAGAUUUUAUUAUAAACUAAGCUUUUUCACUAUACCCUGUAUUCCACUGCCAAUGUUGUGAUAUUAUUUUAGCCUUUUUAACCAAUUUUUAACAUAAAUAAAUGUCAUAUACGAAGAAAAGUGACCAAUGCCUCCAGUGACCAGGGCUGGAAUCGAACUACCCAGGUAGCAAAGUGACGUCAGUGACGUCAUAAUGACGCAAUUAUGGCGUCAUAAUGACGCAAUUAUGGCGUCAUAAUGACGCAAUUAUGGCGUCAUAAUGACGUAAUUAUGCCGUCAUAAUGACGUAAAAAUGCUGUUAGGGUAGCGUCCUCUGCUAUCACGGCAGGUGCCUGAGCCCCUCUGCUAUCUUGGCCACGCGACAUGGGUCGAAUUUUUCCUAGUAUAUGCCUUUGAUCUGUUGAUCGCCACUUUUAGUACAACAAGCAAGCCACAAGCAAUAGUAAACUUUAUUGAUAAUGUAUUAAGGUUCAUUUAAAUCAUAAAAAACUCGAGUUGCGAAUUACCUAUUUGCACAUGUAUCGUACGUUUGACAGUACAUAUGGCCCUUUAAAUUUUCGACAUAUUUACGUAAUGUGCUAAUUAUCGCACUAGUGCGGUAAAGUAGCACCAUAUAUACUGUAAAACAUUUUAUUAAUAGCUUUUAAACUUGCUUAAAACUUGAUACUUUGUUCAAAUACAAUAGUAAAUGUGGUAUUUUCUAUAAAAAGGGACCUUAUUGUCGAUGGCGCUUACGCCAUUAUUAACGAUGCUCUGAUAUAAAUACAUAUCGCCACCGACAAUUGUAUUGUAUUGUAUUCAUUUAAUUCAAGCAACAUGGCUCAUAAAAGCUUUGAAACAUAAAGAUCUAUUAAAAUUAAAAUACAAACUUAAAAAUUAAAAUAUGUAUUAAUAAGGUCCCUUUUCAUAGAAAAUGCCCCAUAUGGUGGAAAUAUUCGCUGUAUUGUGUACGGUCUUGGUAGCUCAGAUGGCAGCGCACUGGGCUAGCGAUUCAAUGGUCGUGGGUUCAAGACCCACUCAAAACAGUGAAUUUUUCCACUUUUGAUUUGUUUCUAAGCUUGAUAUUGUUAACCCUUAAAUGCAUAUAAAAGAUUCAACAGAAAAAAGCUUAAAUGUGCCAUUUUCAACCAAAAGGGUACUUAUUGUCGCUUGUCAGUAAGGCGCUAUUUCCAUAUAGCUUCAAUUACAAAUCAACCUUAUCGACAAGCGACAAUGUGGUACCUUUUGAUUGAAAAUGUCACAAAUAAUUAGAUAAAAACAUUUUUUCCAACCAGAAAUAAUAAAUCAUGCACUUUGCGUAUUUAUUUCUACGUGUUGGUUGAUUUAUUUUAUAGACAUAGUUUUAUAUUUAUUUUACGUUUUUUAUAAAACGCAAUGAAGUAUUAUUAUACCAAAUAUAGGUA